This is a messenger RNA of Arabis nemorensis, 249 nucleotides long. The record is from the annotation of a GenBank genome assembly. Lineage: Eukaryota; Viridiplantae; Streptophyta; Magnoliopsida; Brassicales; Brassicaceae.
AUGGUGGGUAGUGGAGCUCCACCGAGAGGAAGUGCAGCUGCAGCUGCAAGCAUGCGUAGGAGGAAGCCGAGUGGUAGCUCCAGUGGAGGAGGAGCCUCUGGUGGUGCGGCUGGAUCCAUGCUUCAGUUCUACACGGAUGACGCACCUGGUCUCAAGAUCUCGCCUAAUGUUGUCCUUGUCAUGAGCAUCGGUUUCAUCGCUUUCGUCGCUGUCCUUCACGUAAUGGGAAAGCUCUACUUUGUCAAGUGA